This is a messenger RNA of Paramecium sonneborni, 801 nucleotides long. NCBI's taxonomy places the organism in Eukaryota, Ciliophora, Oligohymenophorea, Peniculida, Parameciidae. The record is from the annotation of a GenBank genome assembly.
AUGAUUAUUUCAUAAUUAAAGUGUUUGAAUAAAAUUUGGUUUUAUAUAAUAAAAAUUUAAUUAAAUGUCCCUCAGUUAACUGUCAGGAAAACAAGGAAUAAAUUAUGCAAGUAAGAUGUUUUUUUAAUAUGUUCAAGAGAACUCAGACAUAAAAAGUCUCCAAAUGAUUAAUAGUCAUUUGGUUUAUUUGAGGACAUGAACAGAAACAAUUUAUAAUAUAUUGAAUCAUUAAUCCAAAAACGCAAACCUAGUGUAGAUAUGAAACAUUAAAGAGCUAAAUCAACACUUGAUAACAAAUAACAUUCAUAUAGACAUGGUACACCCAUAAAUGAUAUAGAGGAAUUGGAAGGAGAAAAACUAUUUGAUUAGUUUUUUAAAUUAAAUAACUCAAAAAGUGAUAGUGAUUUUAUGAAAGAAUCUAUAUAAAGAGAUAGUGUUAAUAAGAAUAAUGAAAAUGAUUUUUUAAAAUUCGUUGAAAAUGCGAUUGAAUAUCAUAGACAUUCAGAUGUUAGAUUUUUUAGACUUUCAGUUAAUAAAUAAUCUCAUUUAGAAUAAAAAUUAAAAGAAACAACUUUAUCAAAUAGACUUCUAGCAAAUUAGUUAAAUCAAUAUAAAUAGAAGGAGAUAGAUCUUAAAAGUAAGAUUAAAAUGAUGCAAAAAGAAUUCACUAUUUAAUAUUAAAAGCUUGUCUAAUAAAAUGCAUGGUUGGAAGAGUUAUUAGCUAAAUAGAAAAUUGAUAAUUAAAAUUCUCUUUUAGCAGUUAAAAAGACGGUUGAAAUGUUAUAAAUUAAAUGUAAAUNA